Molecule: messenger RNA, 5683 nt
Organism: Meriones unguiculatus (Mongolian gerbil)
Lineage: Eukaryota; Metazoa; Chordata; Mammalia; Rodentia; Muridae
Gene: Esyt2
Product: extended synaptotagmin 2
Exons: 23
Coding region: 140-2737 (865 amino acids)
Biological process (GO): lipid transport
Molecular function (GO): lipid binding
Source: RefSeq, a predicted model, not a curated record
CCGCCCGCUCGGGGAGUGGAGCGGCGGCGCCCGCGGUCCCCCUGCGAGGGGCGCUGGCGCGCGGGGUGGAGCGACCGGCCGCCGUGUGUGGGAGUGCCGCGCCCGCCUCGGCCGGGAGGAGUGCGCUGCGCGGUUGGCGAUGAGGGGCGCGGGGGACGAGGGUCCGGAGGCCGCCGCCGGCCGCGCCGGAGGCCGCUCGGAGCCCGAGGCCCCGGGCGGCGCGCUGAGCGUGGACCUGCCGGGGCUGCUGGGGCAGCUGGCGCGCAGCUUCGCGCUGCUGCUGCCGGUGUACGCCCUCGGCUACCUGGGGCUGAGCUUCAGCUGGGUGCUGCUGGCGCUCGGGCUUCUCGCCUGGUGCCGCCGGAGCCGCGGCCUCAAGGCCAGCCGCCUGUGCCGUGCGCUGGCCCUGCUGGAGGACGAGGAGCGAGCCGUGCGCCUGGGGGUGCGCGCCUGCGACCUGCCCGCCUGGGUUCAUUUUCCAGACACUGAAAGAGCAGAAUGGCUAAAUAAGACUGUAAAGCACAUGUGGCCCUUUAUUUGCCAAUUUAUAGAGAAGCUCUUUCGAGAGACCAUAGAGCCAGCUGUGCGGGGAGCAAAUGCCCACCUCAGCACCUUCAGCUUCACGAAAGUGGACAUGGGUCAGCAGCCCCUUAGAGUCAAUGGUGUCAAGGUUUAUACCGAAAAUGUGGACAAAAGACAAAUUAUUCUGGACCUUCAGAUUAGUUUUGUAGGAAAUUGUGAGAUUGAUUUGGAGAUCAAACGAUAUUUUUGUAGAGCUGGUGUGAAAAGUAUUCAGGUCCAUGGGACUAUGCGGGUGAUCCUGGAGCCCCUGAUUGGGGACAUGCCUUUAGUUGGAGCCUUGUCUAUCUUCUUCCUUAGGAAGCCGCUUUUAGAGAUUAACUGGACAGGACUGACUAAUCUUCUGGACAUCCCUGGGCUGAAUGGUUUAUCUGAUACUAUCAUUUUGGAUAUAAUAUCAAACUAUCUGGUGCUUCCCAAUCGAAUCACUGUUCCUCUUGUCAGUGAAGUUCAAAUAGCUCAGUUGCGGUUUCCCAUACCAAAGGGUGUCCUAAGGAUUCAUUUUAUUGAAGCUCAAGAUCUUCAGGGAAAAGACACCUACCUUAAAGGCCUUGUUAAGGGAAAAUCAGACCCCUACGGAAUUAUCCGAGUGGGCAACCAAAUUUUCCAGAGCAAGGUCAUCAAGGAGAACCUUAGUCCAAAGUGGAAUGAGGUGUAUGAGGCUUUAGUCUAUGAACACCCUGGACAAGAACUGGAGAUUGAACUCUUUGAUGAAGAUCCAGACAAGGAUGACUUCUUAGGAAGUCUUAUGAUUGAUCUUAUUGAAGUUGAGAAGGAGCGUCUUUUAGAUGAAUGGUUCACUCUGGAUGAAGUUCCCAAAGGAAAGCUGCACUUGAAGCUGGAGUGGCUCACCCUGCUGCCAGAUGCGGCCAACCUCGACAAGGUACUGGCAGACGUCAGAGCUGACAAGGAUCAAGCCAAUGAUGGUCUCUCAUCUGCGCUGCUGAUCUUGUACUUGGAUUCUGCAAGGAACCUUCCGAGUAACCCAUUAGACUUUAACCCCGGUGUCUUGAAGAAGUCUACAGUUCAGAGAGCUUUAAAGUCAGGGAAGAAAAUAAACAGCAACCCAAAUCCUCUUGUCCAGAUGUCAGUCGGUCACAAGGCUCAAGAGAGUAAGAUUCGGUACAAAACUAGUGAACCUGUGUGGGAGGAAAAUUUCACUUUCUUCAUUCAUAACCCCAAGCGCCAGGACCUUGAAGUUGAGGUCAAAGAUGAGCAGCAUCAGUGUUCUCUGGGGAGCCUGAGGAUCCCACUCAGUCAGCUGCUCAUGAGUGACAACAUGACUAUAAACCAACGGUUCCAGCUCACCAACUCGGGUCCAAACAGCACCUUAAAAAUGAAGAUUGCCCUACGGGUGCUCCAUCUGGAAAAGCAAGAAAGGCCUGCGGACUACCAGCACUCAGCUCAAGUAAAGCGGCCCUCCGUCUCCAAAGAAGGGAGGAAAAUACCUGUCAAAUCUCAGAUGUCUGCAUCACCAGGCACCGCCGGUAGCAACACUGCUCCAUCAACGCCAGUCAAGGGAGUCGAUCAGCCUGUCAUGGAGGAGAGGCCCCAGCCCCCCGAGGCCAGCCCUCUUGGGCAGUGUGACCUGGGCAGGAGCUCCUCCAGCCUCUUGGCCUCUCCAAGCCACAUCUCAGCCAAGGAACCCACUCCAAGCAUUGCCUCAGACAUAUCACUGCCCAUUGCUACUCAGGAGCUGAGGCAAAGGCUGCGGCAACUUGAAAAUGGGACGACCCUGGGACAGUCUCCUCUGGGGCAGAUCCAGCUCACUAUCCGGCACAGCUCCCAGAGGAACAAGCUCAUUGUGGUCGUGCACUCCUGCAGAAACCUCAUUGCCUUCUCGGAAGAUGGCUCUGAUCCAUAUGUCCGCAUGUAUUUAUUGCCAGACAAGAGACGAUCAGGAAGAAGGAAAACCCACGUGUCAAAGAAGACACUGAACCCUGUGUUUGAUCAGAGCUUCGAUUUCAGUGUCUCACUGCCUGAAGUGCAGAGGAGAACCCUGGAUGUGGCGGUGAAGAACAGUGGUGGCUUCUUGUCCAAAGACAAAGGGCUUCUUGGCAAAGUGCUGGUUGCUCUGGCAUCUGAAGAGCUCGCCAAGGGCUGGACCCAGUGGUACGACCUCACAGAAGAUGGAACAAGGCCGCAGGUGAUAACGUAGCUACGCUGGACGUAGGCCUGUUUCUCCAAUGGAUCGUGCCACCUCAACAUUGAACACGCCUUCUCGCAGAUGUACCAAUGCUAUUUUUAUAAUAUUAAGUAUUGAGUUAUACAUACCUUAAGAAUUUUAUAAAUGGUAGGCAUCAUAGGAAAAUGUGGCCAAUAUCAUUGUUAAAUUCCCUGUUCCCUCCAGUGCUCUGCCGGGCGCUGCACUGUUCAGCAGUGUGCAGUGUGGGACGCUGCCAGCCGCACGGGCUGGAAAACAGGCACCUGGACUUGCUCGUUUUGUCCUGCCCUGCAUCCCGGGGUGCCCUGCACCGUGUAAAUAGACUCUGUUUUUAUAAUGUCUACAUGCUGGUUUGCAUAGAGAAGAAAAUGUACCAAGGAAAUACUUUCUCCUAAGACAUUAAAUUUUUGACAAAUAAUCACUUUCAGCUUUUCAGCAAAAAGUUCUCAUAGAUCAACUGUGUGGUAUGACUUUCUUAAGGGAAAAAUGAAAAAAUCAUUAAGUAUUAGGAUAUUUAUGUCUGGUAUGAAUGAUAAAAGAAAGUGUUCAAGUUAUUAACAUUAUUAUAAAUAGGAAGAGACAGUGAGAAAUCAGUGAACGGCUUAUUUAAAAAUUGUAUAACUGAGUAAUGGACAAUACUAAGAGUAUUGUCAAGGCUCAUGAAUCACAGUAUGCUCAUCUGAAAUUUAUUACAUAGGAAAAUACUGUGCUGUUUAUUUGUAAUUGUUUGUUCUAACAGAUCCAUGGAAUAGUACAGAGAUAAACAUGCCAGGUGUGGUACCUCACAUCUGUAAUCCCAAGAUAUAGGAGAGGCCAAGGCAGGAAGACCAAGAGUUAAAGGCCAGCUUGUGCUACACAGCAAGACCCUAUCUAGGGAAAAAGAGAUGCAUACUUUACACUUUGCCCAAAGCAUAGGAACUAGUUUUCAGUCAUGGGGAAUAAGGUGUUGUCCAGAGUGAUGCAAGCCUGGCUUGUUUUGUCAGUGUUUCUAACCAUAUAAAGACAGCUCUAUUGUUAGGGUGAAGUGGACUUCACCCUAACUCUUAACUUCCAUCCUAAAUAGGAUGGAAGAGUACAAAGGGUGUUGUGCUAAAGACUGAUGCUGCACUUGCUCUUGGUGGGAGAAGCUGGUUCUAUAUCCAUCACACAGGAUACACACCUGUGGGGAGGGCUUUCUGUGCGUCCCCUGAUACAAGGGACCCCACAUGACAGACAGAUCCUGCCCAGGGCCAGAAACAGAGCUGUCAGUCUUGCCAUUUUCUGGAUACCCUCAUUUUAUGUCAUGCCAGAUGUUAAUAUUAGGAUAGUAUUAUACAAUUUUUAUUUUGUAAUCCUUUUCUUUUUAGAUUAUGAGAAGCAUGUUUUACAUGUGUAAGAGUCCCCAAACCUCUUGUGAGGUGAGGCUAAAUCACAGUAUUAUAAGCUAUGCAUGUCAGUAAACAAAAUUUGCACAAAUGUAUAAAGAUAUUUUUCAGUGUGCAUUUUAAGCUGCAGGAUGAAAAGGGCUUCUCAGCUAUGAGAUCAUUUAAAACUAUGUACACUUACAGCAGGAAAAUACAGCUUUGUAAUCAAAGUUGGAGUAGUUCCUUUCACAUGCUUCCUGAAACUAAACAGCGUAUGGGAAGUUUAUGUGGCCAAACAUACCAAAGUGCCUAUGACGAGUACCCAGAGUUCCUGUCACACUCUCCUCCUGUCUAGCAGAUGAAAGCGUGCCUCAGUGUGUAAUGAACCAUGUACAGUUGUGAUGGAGUGUGUAACCUCCAUCUCCUGUUUGCUGACACCUUCCUCUUAAUCCUGUUUCUCUUAAUCCUGUUUCUAAGUCUUUUUCCACUAGUGUGCAGGUUUGGGAGAAAGCUUAUGUAUAUGUCACACAUAUGAACAUACAUGCACAUAAAACAUGCAAGGGUGGCAUUUUAGUUGCAGGAGAAAAGCAGAUAAUAUCUUAUUAAAACUAGUUGCUUGGCCAGGGUUUCAGAUUGUUUCUUAAGUGUCUUUUUAAUUAGGUCCACUGAAGGGCUUAUGUUAAAAUCUAUGAAGGAGAUUUUCUUGCUGAAAUUGUGUCAUGUCAGUGACUUUUCACCAACAACCUAAACAUCUUGGAUUUGCACCCACAUACUCAAUCUGUUGAGUGUGUUUUUUUAUUUAAUGAGAUGCUUUUCUUAAGCAAUUAGGCAAAUUGGGUACGGAUAAGGGUACAGUCCCCUAAUAAAUGAGUGUAACACCUCAGUAGGAUGCCCAAUGAUACAGUCACAAAAGCUGGCGCCAAUGAAUUCAGAUGCAGUGCCCGCCUGCGCCAUCUGAAUCCUCCAGUAGCUCUCUCCACACUGGAAAGGAGAGAAGGUCCAGUGAUCCUGGUUGUACUUCCUUCUGUGCCCGGCCUGGGCAGAACUGAGUUGCCAUCAAAGCAUGCUCCAGUGUCCUGAAGCUAGAAGAUACUUUGAGUUCUCAGAAUGAUAACUUUUAGUUUUGAUGGCUUACGUAGGAAAAAGAACUUUUAAGUUUUCUACUUUGAGCAAACCAAUGAGGGGAAGUUAGGGAUCUGAAGUACAGCUCUGCUAACUUAUUCAGUGGUGUCUUCUGUGCCUUAACGUACAAAGUGUUUUCACGGUUCAGAUGAAAACAGAAGCAGCCUUGCAGCUGUGUUGCCACCACGUGGACUCUGCACUGUCCAUCCCCUCUAUAGAUGGUCCUUACGCAGAGGGCAGUCCUCAGAGGCUUUUGAAUUAUCUUAAAAACCUCAGGCAGAUGCAGAGAAUACAGGUUCCUGCAGUGACGGGUCCCAUCUGGAUUACCCACUGUAGAGGCAGACCGUAGAGGCUGGCUUUUGUUUUUUGUUGUUUGUUUGUUUGUUUGUUUUAAAUCAUAGAAUGUCCUUUCUGCUUAAUUAAUUUUAUAUUAACAGCACAUGUAUUUAUUCAAUAAACCUUUUAUGUUAGUGUA